This is a messenger RNA of Seriola aureovittata, 1515 nucleotides long. It is a transcript of the gene oxtrb, whose product is annotated as oxytocin receptor b. Gene Ontology annotation, cellular component: membrane. The coding region runs from base 237 to 1424 and encodes 395 amino acids. Gene Ontology annotation, molecular function: vasopressin receptor activity; peptide binding; oxytocin receptor activity. NCBI's taxonomy places the organism in Eukaryota, Metazoa, Chordata, Actinopteri, Carangiformes, Carangidae. Gene Ontology annotation, biological process: female pregnancy; G protein-coupled receptor signaling pathway; positive regulation of vasoconstriction. The transcript is spliced from 4 exons. The record is from RefSeq and is a predicted model, not a curated record.
CAGAGCUCCAGCAAACCAGACAUCAAUUUGGACGCAGUGAUGAGGACUGCGGUGCGAAGACUCGCUUUAAAGACCAGAGCGCCGACUUUCGGAUUCUCCCCCUAAUUUAGAAUAAAAAGUCAUUCAUAAAACCAACUUUAACGGAGUGAGCUGGGUAAACAGAUACAGACGUACAUUUGAUACACUGUGUCUGUAAUGUGACCGCUGGCUGCGCCAAAGUGGCGCUUUUACGCACAAUGGAGGAGCUUUUACGCGAGCAUGACACUUGGGCGCAGAAUGUUUCAUGGAGCAACUCAAGUCUCGGAAAUGAAAGCCAUUUAGGGAACAUCACGGUGAAUCCUUUGAAACGAAAUGAAGAAGUGGCCAAAGUGGAAGUCACCGUCCUGGUCCUGGUGCUGCUGCUCGCUCUGACCGGUAACCUGUGCGUCCUGUGGGCUAUCCACACCACCAAGCACAGCCAGUCUCGGAUGUAUUACUUCAUGAAGCACCUGAGUAUCGCAGACCUUGUCGUCGCAGUCUUUCAGGUCUUACCGCAACUCAUUUGGGAUAUCACGUUCCGCUUCUACGGGCCGGAUUUGCUGUGCAGGUUGGUCAAAUAUCUCCAGGUCGUGGGUAUGUUCGCAUCCACCUACAUGCUCGUCCUAAUGUCCGUCGACAGGUGCUUAGCGAUCUGCAGACCACUUCGCUCCUUGCACAAGAGGAAGGAUCGCUUCUGUGUGAUCGCCUCUUGGAUGCUCAGCCUGAUAUUCAGCACUCCUCAAGCAUAUAUAUUUUCUUUAAGGGAGGUCGGGAACGGUGUGUAUGACUGCUGGGGGGACUUCGUGCAGCCAUGGGGCGCCAAAGCAUACAUUACAUGGAUGAGUCUCAGCAUUUACAUUUUCCCGGUGGCAAUUUUAUGCAUCUGCUAUGGUUUGAUAUGUUUUAAAAUAUGGCAGAAUUUCAAUUUAAAAACCAGGAGGGAUCACUUCCUGGCUCUCACUCCAAGGGCCUCCAAAGGCGCUCAUCCGCUCUCUCGUGUGAGCAGCGUGAGGCUGAUUUCAAAAGCAAAGAUCCGCACAGUGAAAAUGACAUUUGUAGUGGUGCUUGCCUACAUUGUAUGUUGGACUCCCUUCUUCUUUGUCCAGAUGUGGUCUGCGUGGGAUCCAGCUGCACCGAGAGAAGACAUGGCCUUCAUCAUUGCCAUGUUGUUGGCCAGCCUCAACAGCUGUUGCAACCCUUGGAUCUACAUGUUUUUUGCCGGUCACCUGUUCCACGACCUGAUGCAGUGCUUCUUCUGCUGCUGUAGACAGUACCUGACACACUCCUCCUGCGGCUGUGAUCGACAGUGCAGGCACAAGAGCAACUCGUCCACUUAUGUCAUCAAGGACACCAGCAGCCAGCGGAGCCUCACGCACACAUCCAGCACAGGAGGCCCAGGACACUGAAAAGCCAGCUGAAAGCCAUCCAAGCUUCCUGUAGUCAAAACCACCUUCACGCCGCUGUACAUCUUCCCCCAUGCCUCAAAGAAUGGGCCAA